UACGGACACGCAAACAUUAGGGAGAUACGUCGAGUGACACAUCUUUAUAGUAUCUAAUCUUUGGUCUGGUGACGCACGUUGCUAAGAAACAUCGUGAUAAUUUAAAUGCAUGCAUUGAUUGCCAUUUUGUUUUUGAACAGGACAGGUUUAAUUAAUAAACCUCAAUUUUUCGGACUUUUCUUGCUUUAAUUUGUUUUAAAAUGUCUAUGUCUACUUCAUAUCGUUACGAGGUUGAGAACCCGAGUGCUAAAAUGUUAAAGAAAGCGCUACAACGGCAGCAACAGAGAAUUAGGGUGAGUGAGAUUUACACUAUUAAAGUAUUAAAAUGGCGCGGUAUUUGAAAUUUUUUCACGUGUUGGGUUUAGUGUGUUUUAAGCUUUUCUCAUGGCUAAAAUAGUACGUUUUGUAACUGUGUUACUGUAGUUGUUUGUAUAUAACAUGUUUAUUGCCUAUAAAAUGUGGUUAAAACUGUAUAAAAUGUAUUUGUACAUACAAGUACACGGUGUCUUUUAAUAUAAUUAAUUGUGUUAAUAGAACUUUUUACUGUAAAAAGCUUGUCUUUCAUCAUUUCAUGGUUAAUAGAGUUAACCUGAAAAUGUACAUAAUCCAAAAUUAAUAAGAUUUCAAGGCAAAGAUGUCGUUUAGUCUUGUUCAUUGGUUAUAAAAGUGCCUGAAAUAUAUAAUGUCGUGUUUAAAAAUAUUUUAUUUUUAAUUUAGAAUGACGAAUCAAUGACAGAAAAAGAAGUUGCUGUUAAAAAGUAAGAAACAACGUUCACUUUGGCUGUAAAGUCUUAAGAGCCUAUUUUCCACUAGCCGAAUUUUUUCCCUUACCAAUCACAUUGCCAAGAUUUGUUUUUCACUUCGCAUGAACAAAUUUGCCUAGUGGAAAGUGGGCUUAACUGAAAGAAGUCGAACCUUGGUUUGAAUGGGCCUUACAUGUAACCCUUCAAGUGGCAUAAUGCACCCUUGCAGGAAGUACAUCAGUACAUCUAUGGAGCCUCGUUUUCAUGUAUGUAACAUUAGUUAAAGUCGAACACGAGAGUGACAAGACUAGUGACGAGACUAUGGCCAAUGUGACAUACUCUCCAGAAGUGGACAUGUAUUGCACCCUACUAUUUAUUUUACUCUGUCUAAUACCAGAUGAUUUUACUCGCCAAGGAGAAAGGCAUGAAAGACCUUCUUUGCAUUAACUUUCUUGCUCAUGACGAUGUACGUCCCUUCUUUUUACUUAGUCUAUACGAACACCAACACAUAUUUUAUGUUUCUAGUGAUAUGAGAACAAUACUCCUGGCUGAUUGGGUUGAAAAAUUGGAAGAGGUACUCCUUGUGCUGCAGUAAUUAAUAAAAAAAAAAGUAAAAUUGGAAAGCCUGCAAUAUUCCACAAUUCACAAAUACAUGAUUGUCUUUAUCUUUGAUGCAAGAGCAUUUAACACAAGUGACACAGUGAUCUGGCUAUACAUUGCAAAGUUUCAGAUUGAUAGGAAUAGUACAACUACCAGAAAAAUACACGAUUGACAUUCUGAGCAAUCAAUCUGAUUGACAUUCUGAGGCAUAAAAAACAAAUAUCUGUGGUUCCGGUUCCCGACCGACCCUAUUUUUUUUUGCCGACUCUAUUAUUUUUUCAACGCGAUUGACCGUGUGACCCUAUUUUCUCCGGGUGGUUGCGGGCUGCUGCAAAAAUGGCAUCUGUUGUCACACUAAUUAUUGAAAAAAAUAUUAAAAAAAAAAAUUUCCGACCUACCGACCUUAAUUUUUUCGCGAUAUGAAACCGGAACUACAGGUAUUUUUUUACGCCUGAGCAAUCAAUCUGAAGCUUUGUUAUUAUUGACACUACCUACACUGGCACACACCAUUCAUGAAUGGUUUCAUAUGGCUCAAUCUCAUGAUAUCAUUGUGACUUUUGUAGACAUGUUUUAAAAAGAAAGCAAAGAGGAAUGCCGAAGAAAUGAAAGGAGAACUCCAUCAUGCAAAUCAAGAAUUAAUUGCUGUAUGUCGACUUUUGAAAUUUUUCCAAUCUCAAACACAGCCAUGGUUGUUGUAUGGACUACCAGACCAGGGCCAUGCCAACCAGUAUCUGAUUUGGGGGGUAUUAAAAAAUUUGGGCCCCCUUCCAUUCCAGGGCCCCCUCCAAAGAAAUUUUCUGGAAAGCAAAAAUUUUUUCUCAACACUAGUUUUCGACCUAAAUUUUCCGAACAAAUCCUUAAAAUUUAACAAAUUUCGCAAUUCCAGCAUGCCAGGGCCCCCUUCCCGCAAGUUGGGUCCCCUUUUUUUACUUUUCCACCCCCCCCCCAGGUGUUCCGGGCCUGUGGCUACUUGAAAAGAUUAAAUAUUCUUGGGUUAGGAACUCUGGUUCAAAAUCGAAAUUUCCUUGAAAAUUUGAGUUGUUUUUCCUUGCUAAUUUGGGUCUUACAUACCAUGCCAUUUUGACGAUAUGCUGUCUGGUUUAGGCACGCGACCCAGGUUUUAAAUAUUUCCCCCUGUCUCUCCCACCAGAACUGACUUUAUUGCUCAAAUGCUGUAGAGAAGAUCUUGUAGUUCAAGAGGAUUGUUAUUGCUGCUUGAACAACCUUUCGUUUACAGCUAACUAUCUAUCUGACUAUCUCUCGAAAAUAAUGUAGUUUUUUGCUGAAUCGUGCACCGUAAUUUAUUUCAAUACAUGAAAAUAAUCUUGCCUCACAUCUUGUCCUGGCAAAGCGGGAUCAUAUAACCCUUAUUCAACAACUUCUGCAUGGUGCCUUUAAUCCCUUGGAGAUGAGGCAGCACUUUCCUUGCGAUAGUAACUCCUACUUAUGGAACUAAUAGCGAGGCUAACUGAACUUUCCCACAGGUGCGGAGAGCUCAACUACAGAACCUAUUAGCAAAUGAAGAAGAACAAUAUGCAGAAGAAUUGAACAAUAUGGGCAAGACAUUUCACACACAGAGAAUUUAGACCAAUGUAUCAUUCUGUAAGUACACGUUGUGUGAUAUACCUUCGUUGUGUGACAGAAUUGUUGAGUUGAUAUAAGAUAGAUUUCAUAGAUUUGUUGGUUAUUCAAUAAGUAAUUGUCUAUUCCUUGGUGUACAAAAGUUAAUAAGGCACUCCUAAUCAUAGGGUCUGAAGUAAUUGUAAAAAUGCAUAUUGGGUAUAUAUUAUUAUAAUGUACAUUGAAAAUUUUUUCCAAUCUUUUAAUUGUAUACAAUAAUCUUUUAUUUUUGGC
Molecule: messenger RNA, 3197 nt
Organism: Paramuricea clavata
Lineage: Eukaryota; Metazoa; Cnidaria; Anthozoa; Malacalcyonacea; Plexauridae
Source: the annotation of a GenBank genome assembly